GUCGAGGUCGUCGUCGGACGUUUGGCGGUGGAGAGCGAUUGGGUGAACAGCCCCGCGUGGGGAAGGUGCACGGACCAUGAUCGACUUGUCAGGUACGAAGUUACCCUGGCGAAGCUUGUGGAAAGACAUCACCGCCAUCGGGUGAAACUUUCACCAACAACAUCGUGAUUCUCCCAACAUCUCCCAUUACAUCCACAUCUACGAGUACGCAUUCUUACACAUAAAGCCGCAAUGGUAGACCAAGCUGCGUCUUCGUUUUCGGCGAAUGGCCCGCCAGACCCUACGACAACAGCUUUCCCAGGCACAGAUGCUGCGGGUGAGACUGUAGCCGCAAUAGCUCAGGCAGAGACCAUCAGCGCGGACGAAAUCGCUCUGUAUGACCGGCAGAUCCGACUUUGGGGUGUCCAAGCGCAGGAAAAGAUACGCACUGCAAACAUCCUUCUCGUCUCGAUUAAGGCGCUCGCGAACGAAGUAGCUAAGAACCUUGUACUCGCCGGCAUAGGGUCGAUCACACUAGCAGACCACGAAGUGGUGAAGGAGGAGGAUCUGGGUGCGCAAUUCCUCAUAUCGGAGGCAGACAUAGGGAAAAACCGUGCCGAAGCUGCAGCAUCAGAGUUACAGAAGCUUAAUCCGCGUGUAAAAGUCAACGUCAUUACUCGCGAUGUGCGAAACGAGCAGGACAUGGCUUUCUACUCCGCCUACGACAUCAUAAUAGCAACGGACCUUGACUUCCUCUCCCUCAGCGCGUUGGACUCAGGAGCUCGUUUAGCCCACAGACCGUUCUAUGCAGGAGGCUCACAUGGGAUGUACGGCUUCAUAUUCGCGGAUUUAGGGAGCCAUGAUUUUGUGGUCGAACGCGAAGUAUCGAACAUAGCGACGCGGAUUGGACCAGAAACCGCGACUCGGUCGGUCUUAGCAACGAAGUCAAAAAAGGAGAGCGGGAAAGUAAUCGAGAUGGUUACCAAGCGCGAGUUAUAUUCCCCCUUACUGCUCGUCAACACUUCGCCCCUCCCACCAGACAUGCAGAAACAUCCCAGGAGGCUGCGGAAGGUGCAUCCUCUGCUCACCUGCGUCCGCGCCCUGUGGGAGUACCAGAGAAACGGUCACGGCACCCUACCCUCGGAUUCCGAUCUCCAGCUAUUCACACAAAUCGCAAUGGAGAAACACAAGGAACUGCUUCUUCCAGCUGACACCCUGAAAUCUGACUUCCUCCGGAGCUUUUUACAAAACCUUGGUAGCGAGCUAAGCCCCGUCACCGCCUUCUUGGGAGGUCAACUGGCGCAGGAUGUCAUUAAUGUUCUAGGGCAGCGUAUGCAGCCUAUUCAGAAUCUGAUGCUCUUCGAUGGGGAGACCUUCCAGGGACCGGUGUACGCUCUGCACCCCAUUUUCCAGGACGAUCCGCUUCCUUCGGCGAUAGAACAGCCGGAGACGACGCUCGUGGUUGGCUGAACCUCGAAGGACAGCUGCCUUUCACGGCGGUGUCGUGAUGGACUGGGCCAAAGCUACGACCGACCUAGUGAGCAUAGGAAAGUAGUGCGUAUGGAAGAUGAUGUGAUCAUUACCGAGCUUUCGCGGGAGUCAUGGAUACGAUCUUUGGGUUUGACUUGUAUAAUAGUGGGAUAGAAAAGGUAUACCCCGGAUGCAUUGUGCGGUAACAAGCAUCAAUUGAUCAUAUUCGCACAUCGGAUUGCAUAAGUCAACAACCCCAUAAACCAUGAAACCUUGAAACCCGUUACCGUACGAUGCAAC
Westerdykella ornata is the source of this 1749-nucleotide messenger RNA. RefSeq lists its product as uncharacterized. Bases 232 to 1449 code for a protein of 405 amino acids. The record is from RefSeq and is a predicted model, not a curated record. The transcript has 4 exons. Gene Ontology annotation, cellular component: SUMO activating enzyme complex; cytoplasm. Gene Ontology annotation, biological process: protein sumoylation. Gene Ontology annotation, molecular function: SUMO activating enzyme activity. NCBI's taxonomy places the organism in Eukaryota, Fungi, Ascomycota, Dothideomycetes, Pleosporales, Sporormiaceae.